UCACCUUUCCUUCCCACUCAUCCUCAACUCUCCCAUCAGGACCACAGGGAUGUUAUGCGCUGACAGACACAAGACUGGAAAACAACUUUAUUCAGCAGCCAGUGUAACAUUUUAAAAUUAAGGAUAACCACGUGUCUUUACCUCCGGUUUGAAGGGAGGCGAGUUAGUUUAGUGGUUGAGUGUGUUUUUCCUUCUUUUCUCUUUGUAGAAGCAUCAAGUAUCCACAACUUAGCCGCCCUUUUCUGUGCUGGAUUUCCCAUAUGUCGCGAAAGCAGGUCGACCAUGACUACACCCUUCGUAGUAUGAGCAACCUGAUGGGCGAGCGGUGGAAGAAAGUCAACGACGGAGGUGAGCGGAGUCUCAUCAAAGCUCCGUCCAGCGCCAGUAUCAGCAGCCAGGGCGCCUCCGCUGGAGCUUCAGCCCCAGCAGCAGCUGCUUCUGCUUCUUCCUCCACCACCGGGGACCUGGAGAGGGCUGCCCGCAAGCAGUUCCAGCAAGAUGUCACACCCGGCUUCGUCUACGUCUUGGCGGUUUUCUCCGCACUGGGGGGCUUUCUGUACGGUUACGACACCGGGGUGAUCUCCGGGGCGAUGCUAAUGCUGAAGAAGGAGCUGGACCUCAGCGCCCUGUGGCAAGAGGUGCUCAUAUCAAGUACUGUGGCUGCGGCUGCCCUCUCUGCCCUGCUGGGCGGCUUCCUCAACGGGCUCUUCGGGCGUAGAGUGUGCAUUCUGCUGGCCAGCUUCUUCUUUACCGUCGGGGGGAUCGUGCUGAGCACCGCUCCGGGCAAAGAGGCGCUCCUGGCCGGGAGGCUCAUCGUUGGAGUGGGACUUGGUAUUGCCUCUAUGACAGUGCCGGUGUACAUUGCCGAGGCCUCUCCGCCCCACCUCAGGGGUCAGCUGGUGACCAUUAACACACUUUUCAUCACUGGGGGACAGUUCACUGCCAGCCUUAUAGACGGCGCCUUCAGCUAUCUGCGACGUGAUGGAUGGAGGUACAUGUUGGGUCUGUCUGUGCUUCCCGGUGUGCUGCAGUUCGUGGGAUUCCUCUUCCUGCCAGAGAGCCCUCGCUGGUUAAUCCAGUGUGGACUGACCCAGAAGGCCCGCCGCGUGCUCAGUCAGAUCCGAGGCAACCAGAACAUAGACGAGGAGUACGACAGCAUCAAAAACAGCAUUGAGGAAGAGGAGAAGGACAGUGGAGGAGAUGGUCCUGUCAUCUGGCGGAUGCUGACCUACUCACCAACUCGGCGAGCUCUCCUGGUGGGCUGUGGUCUUCAGAUGUUCCAGCAGCUCUCAGGAAUCAACACGGUCAUGUACUAUAGCGCCACCAUUCUCCAGAUGUCAGGAGUCCGGGAUGACAGACUAGCGAUCUGGUUGGCGGGACUCGCCACCCUCACGAACUUCUUGUUUACCCUCUUGGGUGUAUGGCUGGUGGAGAGGGUUGGGCGCCGGAAGCUCACAUUGGGGAGUAUUCUAGGUACAUGUUUGAGUUUGAGUCUACUGGCCAUUGGUUUUUUGAUGUCUGCCCAGCACAGUCCUUCAGUCACUCGCCACCCAUUAGACCCUGCCAUAUCCAACUCGACUUGCUCCAAGUAUCAGCUGUGCGAGCCAUGCAUGUUGGACCCCGGUUGUGGUUUCUGUUACCGUGAGAACGGUUCAGCACUCCUCACCUCCUCCUGUGUGCCAGUCAAUAAGGCCUCCACUGAGCACGCAGCAUGGGGCAGAUGCUCCAACUCCAGCCUGAUGAGAGAUCAGACAUACUGGGCCUACAACUACUGUCCCACCUCCUACUCUUGGAUGGUUUUAUUGGGUCUGGUGCUCUACCUAGCUGCUUUUGCUCCAGGUAUGGGUCCAAUGCCAUGGACCAUUAACUCUGAGAUCUAUCCUCUGUGGGCGAGGAGUACUGGGAACGCUUGUGCAGCUGGAGUGAACUGGACCUUCAACGUCUUGGUGUCACUCACAUUCCUCCAUCUGGCUCAGUACCUUACCUACUAUGGAGCUUUCUUCCUGUACUCCAGCCUGGCCCUACUGGGCUUUGUUUUCAUCUAUGGCUGCCUGCCAGAAACCAAAGCUCGGCGUCUGGAGGAGAUUGAGGCGCUGUUUGAAAACCAGCUUUGCUCCUGCGGCGCCUCAGAUUCAGAUGAGGCACGGCAGGUCGAGUACAUUCGCGUCAAAGGUUCAAAUUACCAUCUAUCGGACAACGAUGCAUCAGACGUGGACUAGGAAGAGCUUGUUGAGCUCGCUCUGGGUGUUUCAUUAGUUUCAGGGAUUAAUGAAACAUGCAGAGUGCUUGGGUCUUUAAUAUUCAUCUCAUUCUGUGAUCUGUGGAGCCACUGGUGACCCUCACCCUGAGGUUAAGACCUUCAAUCAGUAAUACGAGUUUGUUCACUUUUAGAUCAGUCGAUUCAGGAAGUCCAGGUCAUUGCUUCAGCAGGAGUAUAAAUAUUUUGUUUCCCGGUGACCUAACAUCGGAUCUGGAGACAGAUCUGUUAAAGUGUCCUAAUGUUUCCACCCACAAUUGACAGAAUAUAAAGAGAAAGAGGCACAGGCAUUUUUUUUUCUUGUAUAGUUUUUUAAUAGAUUUGAACAGGAAGCAAGACUGUUUACACAGAAUCCAAAAUAUGCAGAAAAGCUCCCAUCCAGUGAAAAAGGUAUGCUAAGUGUUGUUUUUGGGAACCAUGUUUAUGUACCCACAUAACAGCUGACCUGACAGGAGCUUUUGUAACCAGAUGUUCCUCCAUAGUGCCGUUAUGCCUAUCUUUACGAGACACAUUUUGGUUUGAUGUUAUUCCAGCUUGUAGCAUAGCACAGUGAUGUCAGUCUCAUCAUGAAAGACUAAAGUUUGUGGACGGUCUUGAUAUUUUUAUGAAAAGCAAUCACAAGAAAUGUACAGUAUAUUGUUACAGUUGCACAAACUUGUGUUGUUAGCAGUUGCUUAACAAAACCACUUUAGUAGCACUGAAAUGACUAUGUUAUGUUGCUAGGGUUUGUUUAUUUAAAUAAGUUUUUUUUUAACUGUUUACCCUUCAGGUUUUCAGUUCUGUUGCUUACCUGACUAAACAAUGUAUAGCA
Molecule: messenger RNA, 3068 nt
Organism: Melanotaenia boesemani (Boeseman's rainbowfish)
Lineage: Eukaryota; Metazoa; Chordata; Actinopteri; Atheriniformes; Melanotaeniidae
Product: proton myo-inositol cotransporter-like
Exons: 10
Coding region: 261-2219 (652 amino acids)
Biological process (GO): transmembrane transport
Cellular component (GO): membrane
Molecular function (GO): myo-inositol:proton symporter activity
Source: RefSeq, a predicted model, not a curated record